AUGACUCACUAUCGACCCGGCUCCAAACUACCUCAGUCCUAUGAAGAGGAGUACGGUGAAGAUGAUGAUCUGGAUGACGAUGAUGUCGAUGGGUACGAUUGUUUGAGCGAUUAUGACGAAGAUUUGGAGUACACGGAAGGAUCAGAGAAACGAGAAUCCUACGGGCGAUCCCAGCACUGUUGCGACGACUCGGGUAACUCCAAGUCAAGUAGCCGAACCGCAGACUUGCGGCGCCAUCGCAGCAUCAGCGAGGGCUGUCCUCGUGUGGUCGAGCCUUCUGAUGACAACAGGUUUCGGCAUACUUUUAGUCGUUUCUCUGUUUUUCAUGGUGAACGGCAAAUAUUCCUACUUUAA
This is a messenger RNA of Dibothriocephalus latus, 354 nucleotides long. NCBI's taxonomy places the organism in Eukaryota, Metazoa, Platyhelminthes, Cestoda, Diphyllobothriidea, Diphyllobothriidae. The record is from the annotation of a GenBank genome assembly.